Molecule: messenger RNA, 4219 nt
Organism: Osmia bicornis bicornis
Lineage: Eukaryota; Metazoa; Arthropoda; Insecta; Hymenoptera; Megachilidae
Gene: egr
Product: protein eiger
Exons: 7
Coding region: 2220-3791 (523 amino acids)
Biological process (GO): immune response
Cellular component (GO): membrane
Molecular function (GO): receptor ligand activity; tumor necrosis factor receptor binding
Source: RefSeq, a predicted model, not a curated record
AGGUCGACUGAGGUCGACGCAGAUCCUGAUUUUAGGUAUCUAUGUAUAAACAGAGACUACAGAUGCAGAAAGGUCAUGAUUUUGGGGUCUCAGACAUCCCCCUAAUGAGAAUGCAGAAUAAGCAAUUUUUCGAUUUUUUCAUUCCUGAUUAUGUAUUGCAUUCCAGUUUCAAGAAUGCUACGUUUGCUCUUCUCAUAAAGGACAUCCUUCAAAAAGUUAAACGGUUAAUUUCCGUUGUCGACGUUUUUCUUUUUAACGGCAUGCUAAAUGAUUGCAAUUACAGGUUGUAACCGAGUAGAAUUUCUAGGAUUCAGGGAAAUAGAGAAAGAAACGUUAUGUAACAUGGUCAGAGGUAAGAUUGUAAAGUUAGGAAUUAGCCGAAAUAAAAGAGGAUGCAUUGGAAGUUGACUUGUUACGAUGCUCUGCGUCGCUGUGUAGCUCACGAUGUAGCUACAGUCUCGAAAUUUCUUCUUCCCUUUUUUACGUUGCAUACAUUUUCCUACUAUAUUUAGCUGGGAAUUGAUGCAGCGGCGUCGAUCGAUGUCGAGGAAAUUAUUUACUGGCCAAGCAUCCCAUUAGUAUCAUCCCGGUGUGCAAAAGUCAGAUGAGACAAGUUUUAAAAAUUAGAAGAAAGUCGUGGAAACGGUAAGUAGGCAGAGCACGAAACCAGAAGAAAGGCUGAAUGAAAUAAUUGGCAGCUCCGGUUCGGCUCGUCAGUCGUAAAUUGAUCCAGAUCUGAAAUUUCUGCUCGUCCUACACUCGGCACUCGGCACUCGGCACUCGGGGCCGGCACACGGGCAUACACGGGCAUACACGGGCAUACACGACCAUACACGACAGCCUCGAUCAGCCUCGAUUAAUCGGCCCCCCUCCCGGUCACCGUGGCUAGCGGUGACUAAUUAUUAUCACAAUUGCGGAAUUUCUAGCGGAGCCUUGGCCAAUGGAAAAUCAGACAUAUGUACCAGGAAAGGAUCCAUCGGCGUGGAAUUUAAUCAUUAUCGUCAUCAUCGUUGAUGUCAACGGGCGUUGCGCUGUAAACAGUCAGGAAGCUCCGAUUUCGGAUUCUUUCGGUGGACGAGAACGAAUUUGAUACACGACUGCUGCUCCUGGAACAGGUCCUGGUCAUCAUCUUCUGCGAAACAAUGCGGUGAGAACGUAGCGUUGGAAUUUCUGCUGGCAACUGUUGACGAAGAAAAUUAUCUCGAGCAGCAAGCAAUUCUUUAUUGACGAAGAAAAAUAACACAAGUGCUGUAUAUCGCGCGGUUCAAUUGCUUCUCACAGCGAAAGCCAAAGUCUUAAUAUUACUUUCUUCCUAUCUUCUACUAAUUUAUAAACAAGCGUUACAGUUUAAGUUAAACCGAAGAUAUUAAAUGCAGCACAGAAGAAUAUAUUCUCACUACAAUUUUCAUCUUUUUCAACAUUUGCGUAUAUCCUAUCAUGUGGAAGCUGCAGUUCCCAAUCACUGAUCUACGCCACUGACUGAGAUCCAGAAGCGAGCGCACUGCAACGAUGAAUGCGUUCCACUCCUUCUAGUCAGUAUGUUCGUGGCUACCAAACACGUUGGUCGCUUCUUCCUUCUUUCUGCGCUUCGGUUCCAAGAAUACCACUAAGACGCUUCUCUUUUCUCUUCGAUGCAAUUCGUAUUCGAUUUCAAUUGAUUUUUCUGUUUCGGUAAAAGUCAAUGAAUAGAAAAGAGGAAUUUAUGAGAAGCGUACAGUUAAUAGAUCCGUAAAAUUUAAAGAAUAGAAUAGAAUCGAAUCGAAGAAAAAAAAAAAAGAGGAGAAAAGGUCGAUGGUGGAAAGAAAGAUUCGAAUCUGUCGGUGCGGUCCUACCCUGAAGGGGAAAAAAGUUAUCAAACAGGUUUUAAAGAGGACCAACAUUGGGAUACGAGACAUUUAACGCGCGGAUCAUUGUGAAUCUUGUAUUAGAGUAACAAUUGAUUAUCAUUUUCGAAAGAAGAAGAAGAAGAAGAAGAAGAAGAAGAAGAAGAAGAAGAAGAAGAAGAAGAAGAAGGUGUGAAAAAGGAAUAAAUUAAAUUGAAGAGUUUGCUGGUAUACACAGUGUAUUUAUCUUGAGGCGAAAAAAGACGUGGAUCUGUCUUUCCAAUGUCAAGCUGACCUCUUUCACCGAUUAUAUUAUACAUUUUGAAGAGAUAAGAUGCGAGCAACACGUGAUUGACACAUGUAUUUAUUUCUUAAUGAAAAAUUUCCUCGAAGAAAAUGACUUCCAUGCUGCCUGAAGAAGGUAUAAAGAUUACGAGGAUGAAGGAAAAGUUGAUGAACGAUGUCCAUGGAAAAGAGGAGAGCCGCUCGUUUCUUAGCUUUUCCAGAGAGAAUUUGAGUAUUUCCCAAUCGGAAUUGGAGAAAGGUUUCAACAAGUAUCGUUUUCGACCUACCAGGCACACGAUAUUGAGUAUCGCGGCUCUAUCGAUCGCUCUUCUUUGUUUGGCUCUUGAAAGCUGGAAAUUUCAUUGGACCAUGGUGAACGCACGGGAGAUAGAGGAGCUCAAGAGAAGCGUCGAAAACUUGAAGCAUCGUUUUCUCGAAAAGGAUCUCUUGGACGAGGUGAAAGUUUUCGAAGAACAGUUGUACGCCGAGGAAUCCGACGACGACGGCGACGGCGACGACGACGAUGACGACAACGACAACGACAACGACGGCGAUGAUAACGAUCCAGGAGAUCUGGACAUCGACAACGCCGACUACGAUUCAAAUUAUGACGAUGUCAACUUGUCGUCUCACGAUUAUUCUUUAGAUUAUCACACGGGUCCGACGUAUGGUGCGAGGCCUUCCGAUUUUCCAGAUUCCUUGUCCACGAUCGCACCAGUACCUUCGCCUCCGGAAGCCGCUUCUAACAAAGCGAUGAUCAAAUGGCUAACAGCCAUGAGGAAGUAUGAAAUGAAGCAUUCUCGGGAAGGUCAUAGUCACGAUCGAACCAAGAAGCUUCUAAAAGAGAAAUCAGAUGAUAGAAAGAACAAUACGAAAGAAAAACGUGAUGUAUUAGACAGAGGAAACGCGAAGAAUUUCCUUAUCGAUUGGAAAAUGAAUUUGAAGCGUAAAAGAUCGAUCGAAGAAGGAAGUGCUUCUGAGAAAUCAGUGAUUAUUAAUCAUAAUCGUACCUUUCUUCCUAAAGAUUUUAGUCAUUUGUCCGUGACCAACUCAUCUUCGGCUGUCGAGUUCAAGAUAUUAUCGGUAAGACCUGUUCGUCCGAAGAAAUAUUACUCGAGCGUUAAAAGCGUAUCGGACAAUCGGAAAAGAUCUUUGCGAAAGCUUCGGAAGAAUUUAGGAAGGUCACGAAAGAAUGUAGACGCGCCACAACAGAUUUUCGCCGUUCAUUACGGCGGUGAUAAGAAUGCUGUCACGAUUAACGACGAGCAUACCGGGAAUGGAAGGAUCCGUCACGCAGACCAGGCGUUCACCUCCUGGAAAGCCAACGAUUGGGUAAACGAUCUCGGUAUGAACAAUCAUUUCAAUUUGUCAAAGAACGGUAGCGUUGUCGUCUACAAGUCUGGCUUGUAUUUGGCGUACGCGCAAAUAGUUUACACGGAUCGACACGACGAAGUUGGUUUUCAUCUGCUAGUGAAUAAUGAGCCAAUCUUGCAGUGUCUGAUUGACAAUUCGGGCACCUCACACAUACACAGUCAGUCUUGUUUCUCGGCCCAAGUAACGAGGCUCAACAAAGACGACGUUGUGCAAUUAAAAGAGAUCAGUUCCCCGAAGUUUGUCCUUUUCAACAAGGAAAAUAGUUUCUUUGGAUUAGUGAAACUCGGAGAAUUUCACAAUUCAAAAUGAACGCCAUUAUAAUUAAAAAGUAAUACGAUACAUAAUAUGCAACAGCGACGCUUUAACGCAUUCGAUUACAAUUUAUCUCGUCGCGUUUAUUAGAAACCAUAUGUAUAUACAAGCAAUUGGAUUUUCGAUGAAAUUUUACCAACAACAAUUGGACCGGAAUGCGUUAAAGCGUUCAACGUUCGUUCUCAACGGAAACGAAAACGAAAACGAAAACGAAAACGAAAACGGAUACACUGAAAUUGUAAAUAAUUGUUUGCGUUUUAUUAUUAAGGCAUUUAGAUGUAAGUUACGAUUUACGAUUUUCUACAGAGUCCAAAGAAAGUAAAAGUCACAUAGCUAGAUACGGAUUUUCCAACUACCGAUAUAUCGGUAUAUACAUAUACAUAUAAGAUAUAUCUAAGAAAUAAAGCUAUUAAACAGUCGUCUCA